AUGGAAGGAUCUCCGGGAACUUCCAUGCAUGGAGUCACCGGAAGAGAGCCGGUGCUUGCAUUUUCAGUUGCUUCUCCGAUGGUGCCGACAGACAAAACGGCGCAUUUCGAUUUGCCGGUGGAUUCAGAGCACAAGGCCAAGAAAUUCAAACUCUUCUCCCUCGCUAAUCCACACAUGAGGACUUUCCAUCUUUCCUGGAUCUCCUUCUUCACCUGUUUCGUCUCCACCUUCGCCGCCGCCCCACUUGUUCCGAUCAUCAGAGACAACCUCAACCUCACCAAGGGAGAUAUCGGAAACGCUGGAGUCGCCUCCGUCUCCGGCAGUAUUUUUUCCAGGCUGGUGAUGGGCGCCGUCUGCGAUCUGCUGGGCCCCAGGUACGGUUGCGCGUUCCUGGUCAUGAUGACUGCUCCGACAGUCUUCUGCAUGUCAUUUGUCUCUUCCGCCGGCGGCUACGUGGCGGUCCGUUUCAUGAUCGGAUUCUCUCUUGCAACUUUUGUGUCUUGCCAGUACUGGAUGAGCACCAUGUUCAACAGUCAGAUCAUCGGUCUUGUCAACGGAACCGCCGCAGGAUGGGGGAACAUGGGAGGCGGCGCCACCCAGCUACUGAUGCCGCUGCUUUUCGAGAUAAUCAAGAGCGCCGGAGCGACGCCGUUCACCGCCUGGAGAAUCGCCUUCUUCAUACCAGGAUGGCUACAUAUCAUCAUGGGUCUUUUGGUCUUAACACUUGGCCAAGAUUUGCCUGAUGGAAAUCUAAGUACCCUCCAAAAGAAGGGAGAAGUUGCUAAAGAUAAAUUCGGCAAGGUGUUGUGGUAUGCAGUGACAAACUACAGGACAUGGAUUUUUGUUCUGUUAUAUGGUUACUCCAUGGGCGUUGAACUCUCAACCGAUAACGUCAUCGCCGAAUACUUUUACGAUAGAUUUGACCUAAAGCUUCACACAGCCGGAGUGAUAGCGGCAACAUUCGGCAUGGCGAAUCUGUUGGCCCGUCCGUUCGGUGGAUUCGCUUCCGAUUAUAUGGCUCGACAUUUCGGAAUGAGGGGAAGGCUUUGGACUCUUUGGACUCUUCAAACAAUGGGUGGUGUUUUCUGCAUUCUUUUGGGAAGAGCUACUUCUCUUCCUGUUGACCGGCGCAGGAGGAACUUCGGUUCCGGGUUGACCCAGGUGUUGUUCUUCACGAACGCGAUACACAGCACCGGAACAGGCCUGAGCUAUAUGGGGAUAAUGAUAGUGGCGUGCACACUUCCGGUGGCGGCGAUCCACUUCCCGCAGUGGGGGAGCAUGUUCUUCCCUCCAUCAAAGGGUGUGGUGGAAGAACAUUACUACAUCAAAGAGUACACUGAGGAUGAGAGGGAGAAGAAUAUGCACCUCGGCAAUAUCAAGUUCGCCGAGAACUGCCGGUCUGAACGCGGCGGCAACCGUGUGGUUUCGGAGGCCACACCACCACAUGCUUGA
Molecule: messenger RNA, 1452 nt
Organism: Erythranthe guttata (spotted monkey flower)
Lineage: Eukaryota; Viridiplantae; Streptophyta; Magnoliopsida; Lamiales; Phrymaceae
Source: RefSeq, a predicted model, not a curated record